Callorhinchus milii (elephant shark) is the source of this 978-nucleotide messenger RNA. RefSeq names its product non-histone chromosomal protein HMG-17-like. The coding region runs from base 158 to 388 and encodes 76 amino acids. Gene Ontology annotation, cellular component: chromatin; nucleus. Gene Ontology annotation, molecular function: nucleosomal DNA binding. Lineage: Eukaryota; Metazoa; Chordata; Chondrichthyes; Chimaeriformes; Callorhinchidae. The record is from RefSeq and is a predicted model, not a curated record. The transcript is spliced from 6 exons.
GGGAGUGAGUGAGUGAGGGAGGGAGGGAGGGGGGAGAGGGGGGGGCGAGGCUGGUUCAAACCGGUUUGUUCCUCAGUGAAGCUGCGACCGACCGACCGACUGACACCGCACACGGAGACACCCCGAGCAGAGCAGAGCAGAGCCGCACAGCGUCGCAAUGCCUAAGAAGGAUGAAAGCAAGGGGGAUAGCGCAACUACAUUACAAAUAACACUGCGACCCCGGAAGCGAAAAAAUGUCCCAGAAGAGAAGCCUAAACCCAAGAAGGCUGCCCCCAAGAAAACGGUGAAGGCUAAAGGAUCCAAGGCCAAGAAAGGCAAAGAAGAUCCCGAGACAGACAAGGAGUCUGGAACUCCACUUGCUGAAAAUGGUGAAAAUAAAGAGGCCUAGAGCAGUUGCUGGUGACGGAGAUGGGAUGGGAAGUAAAGAAAAUGCCAUCCCUGAUUCCGAUGAGUUUGUGUACCUCUUGCAACUUGUACAGUUGAAAGAAUAUUUUUAUCAAGUUUUAUAAACGCAACUUUUCUUUUUAGAGUUUUGAGUGGGCAGCAACCAAGCGUACCGAUGCUGUGUACGCACUUUACUUUCGAGGGAGGGGGGCUUUUGUGUAGACAAGUGAAAACCCUGAGCUCAAUUCUUGUCUCUUUCCCUCCUGCCACCCCGUAUACACAACAAAUUGUAACUGCUCUGACCACAUUGUCGGGUGAUUUUUGUCAGUAAAGUCUUUAGUUCUUGAGUAAUGUUCUGACACUCUCAGCAUGAAGUGUUCCUACCCUCACUCCACACGUUUAAGAAAAUUGAAAAUGUAAAUUUUAUGAUUUUUUUUUUAAUUGUACUGUUUGAAAAGAAAUUGUAAAAAUAUAUUCUUGUUGGAAUUGUUUUGAGGCUGAUGGAUUUUUUUAAAGAUAAGAUCGUAUGCUGAAUAUCCCCAUGGUAUUUUGGAUUUGCUUACCUUAAUAAAGUUGGAUACUGUUCUGCUUGGA